GUUUAUUAAGAAUGUAUAAGCAAAUAUAUUUAGACAUUUAAAUUCAAAAUCAAUGUGGCACGAAUGUUGUUGAAGUUCCAAAUUCCAUUAAAUAAUUUUUCAAGAGGAAUAACAAACAUUGGAGAAUAUCAAUAUGUGCAGAGGGAUGCAGUUAUGUAAAUGUAGGGCUCUAUGUUGAUACAAAUAAGGCAAUUUGAUAUGGAGCAAGUGAUCUGAUUAAAAGAGCUUCUAAAAUAGACUUAAAAAGCACCAACCAAGAAGGUUAAAAUUAAUGAGGAAAUGACUGGAAUGUAUGCAUAAAUUCAAGUUGCUACAAAUGUACAAUGAACAGUUAACUGGACCGAAGACACCGUUCGGUGCUCUAAAAUGUUUCGAUUUGAUCGGAAAAUAUUACGGGUCGAAGAUAUCGUUGAGCAAAGGAUGGGGAUAUGUCAUGCAACCGAAUCCAGAGCUGUGGACAAUCACUUUGCCACAUCGAACUCAAAUUAUAUACACUCCGGACAUAAGCAUGAUUGUACUGCAGCUGGAAAUUUCUCCAGGUAGUGUGGUGAUAGAAAGUGGAACAGGAAGUGGAUCUCUUUCACAUGCUUUGAUUAGGGCUGUAAAACCACAUGGACAUCUACACACCUUUGAUUUUCAUGAGGAUAGGGUCAAAACUGCUAGAGACGAAUUUCAGGAACAUGGAUUUGGAAAGUAUGUAACUGUAAAACACCAUGAUGUUUGUGUGAAUGGUUUUGGUGAUGAUUUGGACAACAAAGCAGAUGCAGUGUUCCUAGACCUGCCUCACCCAUGGCUGGCCAUACCACACACCGUAAAAUCAUUCAAAGACACUGGGGGCAGAAUUUGCUCAUUUUCUCCUUGCAUUGAACAGGUGCAGAAGAGUUGCCUAAUACUUUCGAAAUAUGGAUUCCAAGAGAUCCAAACUACAGAAGUGUUACAGACUCAAUAUAGUGUCCAACAGAGGACGUUGCCAGUAUUGAAUUUGGAGUGUUUGAAAGUCAGCAAAGAAGAAGCAGAGUUGGAAAAACAAAUAAAGAGAGAUGUGACAAAAGUGAUGUCAGCUAUUCCUCCUGCUAGUGUUCCUGGACAUACUGGAUACCUUACAUUUGCUACUAUGCCUCCAGUUUGGGCUAGGAAUGUACAACUUAACUUGAGUGACAUUGAUGAUUGUAAUAAUGAAUAAAACAUAUUUUUUGUACAAAAAUUAAUUUAGUAAAAUUUUAAUUUCUGCCAAACUGUUCUAAAAGCCACUGGCAAAAUGCAACUCUUCUAGGAUGAUCUUCAGGUUGUAAUGCUUGUAUCCAUUGAUACAUUUGUCAUUGUGUCUUCCACACUGUACUAUGAGAAACUUGAACUUGAGCUGCUAUGGCUCUAGUUACUCAUUGUUGGGUGGUCUUCGUCCAUUUAUAAAAUGUCAACUCCUUUUGACGAAUCCUAGAAGCAGUUAAACUAAAUGACUCAACUUUGAAAACACCCCGUAGUAGUAGGAAGUAGAACUUUUGAAGUUUGGCACACCAUGUAAAAGCGCUUGAGUGAACAAAC
This is a messenger RNA of Acanthoscelides obtectus, 1542 nucleotides long. The record is from the annotation of a GenBank genome assembly. Lineage: Eukaryota; Metazoa; Arthropoda; Insecta; Coleoptera; Chrysomelidae.